AUAAAAUGACCACGUGACUCAUUUCAUACACUUUCACACUGAAUGUACUGUAGAAAAGAUUGACUAGUUUUUAAAUUGAACUGUGUCAGUGUGUUAAAGUGGCCAAAUGAAGGAUCUGGGAGAGUAUGUGUAAAACCAUUAACAUUUUGAUCUUGAGCUUCAUUUGACCAGUAGCAGAGGACACACGUCACAAUGCUGGGGAUGUAUAAGAAGUUGAUAACAGGACUAACACUAUGAGUCUUCAGUAGUGCCUUUGGCUAAAUACUGACGCUAGCAUGGCAACUUUACUCACAAUAUCAAUAGAAAGUUAUCAGUUAUUACAAUUCAUCCUGCAGGGAUGCAGUCUGAUUCUUCCUGAUGUUACAUAUUAACACAUCUCUAUAUACUGUACUGGGCUGUUGGACACCCCCCCUCAUCAUGAGUCUCAGUUUCAUCAAUCAGGAAUACUCAGAAUGAGAGAGGCCUCAAAGCAGACCUGCUUUAGAAAGAUUCAUAUUAUUGUCUGCAAUACUGUUAACACAAAUAUUAAUAUCACUUUAAGAAGAAUGGGUUGAAUGAAAAAGUAUAGUAACUAUUUAACUGGUUGUUCUGCCCUCCCCAACAUACACAACAAAACAAGCUCUUCCUAAGCAGAUGGAUUCUGAGCAGUUGUCAUGGAAAUGACCAGCAGAUGUUUACAUUAAAAAAUUUUUUAAUGAAAAAUUACAAUUUUGAACAUUCACCAUCCAUCUGCUGAGGAACAUUGUGUGUUGUGUAUCUGAAAGUGAGCAGCUCCUAAAUGAUGUGGUGAGGUCAUUGGGUCAACUUUCAAACCAACACCCACAUGUGAAUAAAUGGAAACUCUAAGAAGGAGAGAGACGUAUUACGUGAAUAUCAAGCUUGAACUCGAGCCGGAGCAGACUGCUGCAGGAAGGUGCCAUAAGGUCAGACUGUACAUCAUCAACUUUAGGAAUCGUUGUCUGACAUUGGAAAACCUGGACACUCUGUCAGCGUUCAUGCCUGCGCUGCAGUGCCGCCUCACUGGACAGCCUGAUCUGCCUCUGCCUCUGAUCGCAAACGUCAGGACAAACUGUCUGAGAUCACCCUUCACUUAUAAAGACGAGGACGUGGAGAAUGCGACAUGCUGUUCUUUGGUGGAAAAACCAGCACAGGUCAUGAUGACCCCUGCAGGCUUUAGGCUUCCUGCCGGCAGACUGCUGUCUCCACCCCACCCAGACAAAGUUUCAAUCACAGUUCUGAAAGCAGACUGGAGAAACGUCGUCCGCUCUUUGGAGUGGGGUGGCGUGUUUUUCAGCAGGGUCGUGUCCUCGUGCUACAGCGCUGCAGAGGAGCAGGUGAAGGGCUGGUUCAGGGUGUCUGACUACACUGAAGACGGCCACAUGAUACUGUCAGUGUUGUGCUACUUCCCCAUUGUGGAAGUGGAGAGGGAGGGGCGGGAGGAGCCUCAGAAAAAGAGGAAGAGGGAGGAAAGCGUUGACGGCUCUACACAAAAACGCCUCAGACUGUAACCACCUCAAGUGCAUCAAGAACUAGUAAAUUGAAAGAUUCUCAUCCUGUUGGCUUCACACCCUGAGAUCACUGAACCAGACUCUCUCUGCUCCUCAGCUGAGAAUGUGUUUGACUUUGUACAGCC
Lates calcarifer (barramundi perch) is the source of this 1633-nucleotide messenger RNA. RefSeq lists its product as uncharacterized. The transcript is spliced from 3 exons. Lineage: Eukaryota; Metazoa; Chordata; Actinopteri; Centropomidae. The record is from RefSeq and is a predicted model, not a curated record. Bases 834 to 1508 code for a protein of 224 amino acids.